Molecule: messenger RNA, 1526 nt
Organism: Pectinophora gossypiella (pink bollworm)
Lineage: Eukaryota; Metazoa; Arthropoda; Insecta; Lepidoptera; Gelechiidae
Product: prolyl 4-hydroxylase subunit alpha-1-like
Exons: 10
Coding region: 82-1302 (406 amino acids)
Biological process (GO): peptidyl-proline hydroxylation to 4-hydroxy-L-proline
Cellular component (GO): endoplasmic reticulum
Molecular function (GO): iron ion binding; procollagen-proline 4-dioxygenase activity; protein binding
Source: RefSeq, a predicted model, not a curated record
UUUGUUUAUUUUUGUCCAACAGAAUUUAAAACGAAUAAAUCUCUAGUGUAUCCUCAGAAGAUAGACUUCACCGGCGCUGUUAUGGGCCUUCUGCGCUUGCAAUCAAUGUACAGCCUUAAUAAAACUCAGCUCUCUGAAGGAUUACUUGUCACUAAUUACAGUCAAAGCGGAAAACCGUAUAUUGAACGCUUCAUACCUAUGACAAUUGGAGACUGUUUCGAGCUAGCAAUGGAGUUAUACAGAAUGAACUAUUACGACCAAGGUGUAAUGUGGAUGCACGAAGCUGUGCGCAAAUUUGAGAAUCAGUUAUUUAAUGAUGACCAUAGGUAUUCUAGACGGGAUAUAAUGUAUCAACUCAACCAUGGCUAUGAUGCUUUAGAUCAAUUCAUCAAAAACUUUGAACCUUGGAUCGCUAGACUAAAGGCUCGGUAUCCAACAGUUAAUCUCCAAGAUAAAAACUACUUGUGGGGUUGCUAUCGAGAGAAGAGGUCCUUGGAAGCCACCUUUAAAUCACUUCAGAUGGAAGAUAAAUAUGAACAGUGGCUUGAAGAAGAAUCGGGUGAUUUUGACGCUUACGAAGAAAACAUUUUCUUUCACCUUUGUCGCCAUGCAAUCCCAGCCUCUGCAAAAACUACCAAGAGAUUGAAGUGCCACUACAAGUACGGUCCACAUCCGUUCCUGCGUCUAGCGCGAGUGAAGAUGGAGCUGCUGCAUCGCAAUCCUGACGUCAUAAUGUACCAUGACGUCAUCAGUGAUGCAGAGAUAGAACUGCUUAAAAAAUUCCCUCAUCCGUUGGAGAGAUGUGAAGUACAUGAUGGCGAUGUAAACAAGACGAGCCCUGACCGGAUCUGCAAGGGAGUCUUCCUCAACGAGUCCUUCCCCCUCACCCUGCCCAUCCGCCGGAGGAUCUCCCACUUCACAGACCUCGACCUCGUGGCCACUGAGCGGCUGGUACUCACGAACUACGGGAUCGGCGGCCAUUUCGCACCGCACUACGAUUUCUGGAUUGAUGAAAAGACAAUCAAAGAACAAGGCAACAGAAUUGCAACUACUGUUAUUUAUCUGUCUAACGUGGAACAAGGCGGAGCGACGGUGUUCCUUUCCUUGCGACUCACUAUCUUCCCUGUAAAGGGUGCCGCGUUGUUCUGGCGGAACCUGCUACCUUCAGGAGACUUUGACUUCCAAACCUUCCACACUGGUUGCCCCGUGCUACGCGGAACUAAAUGGAUACUCACUCAGUGGAUAAACAUACGUGGUCAAGAGAUUCGUCGUCCAUGUCCUGCUAACUAUAAAAAAAAAUAGAUAUCGUAGAUAGAUGAUUAGGUAUAGGUUUAAUGGAACACUGUGUUGGCUCACCUCGAAAGUGACAACGCUAGUGAUUUAUGUUUAUCCGUUAAGAUAGAAGCUUUAUUUUAUUACAGAUAAGAUUUGAAUAAUUAUAAUGGGUAGACGAAUAAACUUUUUGAAAACCAUGUUUUCCGUUACUGUAUAUAUUUUUUUUAUAAAUAAACCAACCAAAGAGACUU